This is a messenger RNA of Apiotrichum porosum, 2703 nucleotides long. RefSeq lists its product as uncharacterized. Lineage: Eukaryota; Fungi; Basidiomycota; Tremellomycetes; Trichosporonales; Trichosporonaceae. The coding region runs from base 1 to 2703 and encodes 900 amino acids. The transcript has 2 exons. The record is from RefSeq and is a predicted model, not a curated record. Gene Ontology annotation, molecular function: mRNA binding.
AUGACCACUCCACCGUCUUCACUCCCCUCCCCUACACCAUCUUCGGGCUCGUCCCAGAACAAGCCCCAGUCCUUUUCGUCCAUUGCCGCGUACGGCAACGCGUCAUCCACCUCUCCGUCCAACGCUAGUCAGUCGAUUGGCCCGCCCGGAGACGGUGCGCCGACCUCGGACGCGUCGUCCGACGUGUACGCGCCGGACGCGCAACAAACACCCCAGCAGCAAGCGGCUGGUUUUCAACACGCCGCCUUCCUGCCUCAGGUCACCGCGUCGCCGCCUCCUCACGCGCCAUCCUACAUCCCCCCGGCUCAGCACGCCAUGGCUCCCGACCCGAUCCACUCGCUGUCGCUGGCGGGUGGCCAGCCUGCAUCAGUCUGGGGGCCAGGAUGGCGUCCUGGUCCCCCCGGUGGCCCCGCGUAUGGCCCACAGGGCUACCCUCGCGGUGGUGCGCCAAACGGCCACCUCACACAUCAGCUCCCUCCCAACCCGCUCGAGGCAUACGGCCCCGGAUCGCGUCAAUCUAUGACAUCGACGCCCGGUGCUGGCCCUAUUGGCGGACCCAACGGGCCCAACGGACCCAACGGACCCAACGGCGCCCCCACCGGCCGCACGCAGUCGCAGCCCGGCGAGCCGCGCGACCGCAGGAGGGAGCGCCAUCGCGAGGAUGAAGGUCGCGAGCGCGAGGACGAAGAGGUUAUCAGCACCAUUUUUGUCGUCGGCUUCCCAGACGACAUGAGCGAGCGCGAGUUUCAAAACAUCUUUACGUUUGCGCCCGGCUUUGAAGCGGCGACACUCAAGUUUCCGUCGGGAUCUGCUCGCCGUGAGCCAGCGGCCGCGGCCCAGUUGCUUGCAGAGCUGCAGCAGCUGGCGGCAAACCAGGGCAACAUGGGUGUCCCGAUGAUGAGCCCCGAGCACACCGACCAGAACAUUGACGAACCGUUUGCCAACAUGAACUUUGGCACCCAGUCGUCCACUGCGUCCAACACUCCGUCUGCCGCCAUGUCAUUAACACCCUCUGCACCCACUGGCGCCACUCUUGGUGCCACCGCUAUUCCUCCCUCUGUCCCUCCCCGUCGCCAGACCAUUGGCUUUGCGCGCUUCAAGACGCGCGGCGACGCGCUCGCUGCCCGCGACCACCUCCAGGGUCGUCGUAUCGACACGCUUACUGGCGCAACGCUCAAGGCGGAGAUGGCCAAGAAGAACCUGCACACCAAGCGCGGUCCUGGCGGUGACGACCUAGUGGGCAUGCUCCUCCGCUCUGGUCGGCUGUCGCAGCUCGUCAACCAGCAGGCCCAGGUGCAGGCACUCUCAGCAGCCGCGGGGCUCGUGCCCGGCCAGGCUGGUGGCGCGCCACCUCCGCAUGCUGGCGCUGCCCAAUCCGCAAAGGAGGCUUGGGACGCUUGGCCUGCUCCUGCAGCCGCGCCCGCCGAGCCCAAGGUUGACAACAACCUGGUGGCUCCUCAACCCACGACUGGUUCGGCCAACUCGAACACCUCGGGCUCUCCCCCCUUGUCCGUCAAGUCGCCCACCGCUCGUCCCACCGACAGCAAGGCGCUCCUGGCGCUUGCUGAAGAGGCUGAUGAGCUCGAGGGUUGGUCGGUUGGAUCUGUCGGCAUGGCCGGAAUGCCACUCGACUACUCGACCUCUACUUCUGGCUCGUCGCGCGGCGGCACCGCUCCCAACGCUCCGGGCAUGUCGCCGCACGCGGGCAUGAGUGGCUACUACAACCAGCCCGGAUUUUCUUCGGCCGGCCUUUCGUUUGGCGGUAGCCAAGACGGCAGUGUGGACCCGCGCAGCUUGGGUAUUGGAAACAUGAACCCCGCCGACCAGAACCCACCGAUCAACACCCUCUACAUCGGGAACCUGCCCGCUAUUUCGCCCCCGACCCAUCCUCCUAAUUUCCUCGAGGAAUCGCUGCGGGCGCUGUUCCACCGCCGACCCGGCUUCAAGCGCAUGUCGUUCCGCCAAAAGAUCAACGGCCCAAUGUGCUUUGUCGAGUUUGAGGACAUUCCUUAUGCCACACAGGCGAUGCGUGAGCUCUAUGGCAACACCCUCAACGGUCUUGUCAAGGGCGGUAUCCGUCUCUCGUACUCUAAGAACUCGCUUGGCCAGCGGGGCAACUCGCACCAGCAAGGAAUGGGCAACUCGAUGUUUGGCGGUAUCGCCCACACGGUUGCUCUCGCCGGCAUGACUUCGGGUCCUGCCAACAACCAGCUCGCACCUGGUGCUCCCGGUGGUUAUGCCAUGGCCGCCGCUCAGCCUGUGCCCAUCGGUCCGCCUUCGGGGGCCGCGUCGGCUAACGACCCUCGCCGACCCAGCGACAUUCCCUCGUCGCUUUCGCCUACGGCUCAGCCGUUCAGCGCCCCGCUGCCCACCUCGCCUCGCUCGCAGCGCUACUAUGGUAACGAGCUCCAGACACCCACGGGAACGACGCCGCAGUCUAGCUCGGUGCAGUCCCAAUCUGCCAUGCCCGAUGGCUCGUUCAACACUUUUGCCCAAGCAACUGCUGCGCAGGGCGGCUUUUCGCCCGUGUCGUCGCCGAUCCGUACCCCGGCCUCGCUGGGCUGGGUGUCGUCGUCGUCUGGCAACACGUCGUCUGGCGCCUUUGGCGGAUUCGAUGCGUUUGCCAUUCCGCACCACGGCCUCGGGUCGCUCAGCGGCGCAGCAAGCGCAUGGGGCCAGGCCAACUCCAACACGUCGGCAUAA